GUUUUCUUGAUGAAAAUUUCAUCAUUCUUGCUGUGGAUAUUGUAAAACGUGUUUUUGUGAAAAUAUCGUAAAAGAUGGAAGAAUAUGCCAGGGAACCAUGGUAAGUAUGUUUCAUAUAACCAUUUAGAUGUAUUACUACGUUUGUAGACCUUUUUAAAAAUUGAUUUUGGCACUUGGUAGACUUUUUGCCAAAUAUGUGUCUUGUUAAUUAUAACCCAUUAAUUAAGCUGCACAGCUUCCCCAUUGACGAGUAAAAUCUUCUGGCGUUAGACAAGUAAAAAAAGAUAAAUAUGCUCAAUGGGUUAACACAUUAAUUUGCAAUAUGCCCGAAUAUCUAUUCACUGAUCUUGUUUUAGGCCGGCGAACAGCGAAUUUCGCCAGCGCUAAGAAGACAUUUGCCAGCCAUUUGCCAGAGGCUGUGUGUAAUUCGCCGGUACUCGCAGACAUAACAAGCUGAAAUUUUUAGGCCUGUCUUGCACUCGGACAAUAUACCAAAUAGACAAAGCUUGCAAGCCUUUGCCCACCACUCAACUCACAGCGCCCUUGAAGCUUAGACCUUCGAACCAUUCUUUGCAUACUCGCUUCGCUCAUCAAUUAAUAGCCGGAGCCUCAGUAGAGCAAAACAGUACUAGUAUUGGCCAUCAUGAUCAUCAGCACCCCCCUGAAUUUUUUGCACACCCCCCCCCCCAAAGAAAAAUGGGUCAUUCCAGAAAACAUCCAUACCACCCCCACAGAGGAAAUAGGAAGUUAACCCCCCCUACCCCCUUCGGAUGUCCUAAUACAUUUAAUAAUAAUAAUAAUAAUAAUUAUAUUUAUCCAGGAUACCCACAUCACUUACGUGUUUUUCAGUGGGGUCCUGCAUCAGAAUUACAAUUAUUUACAAUAUUAAUUAUUGUCAAUAUUUAAAUUGUACAAAAAUAUACAAAUAUAUACAUGCACGUUACAACGAUGAUAAAUAGACCAUUAAUUUAUAAUUCAUAAAAAUGUAAUUUAAUUUAGUCCGUAAGCAUGCAACAUGCCUCAAAUGGUAGGAUUUACUAUUAUCAGAAACAAUUUUUCCUCCCCUCCCCCUCCGGACGGCAGAAAUUUCCUCCGUGGGGAGAGUAUGGAUCUUUUCUGGAACAACCCAAUAUGAAAAUCCACCCUUGAAAUUAUUAUUAGCCAGGACUUCAAACAGAUACCUAAAGGGCUGUCUAUUGUUUUGUAAUGUGGCAUAUUGCAACUUAACACAUUGACAACUAACAAGAGAUACAGGCCAAUAGUCUGGUUUCAAAAAUCCAUUAACCAUUGAGUGCCGGCAUUCACACCUUGAUGAGUAAAGGCCCACAUUUCCACUCAAGAAAAAUUUCCCACGGACAGAAAAUUUUCCAAAAACAUUGUUAAAAGUUGAAAAUUCUAAACUUCAAAAUUUUAAUGGCAAGUUGGUCGUUAAGGGGGGGAGGGGGUCAUGGUCAAUGCCGUUAAAAUUAUUUUUCUUUAAUUAAUCGGAGCUUGCCGCUAAGGGGGAGGGGGCUGGGACCUUAAUGGCCAACUUGCCAUUAAGUGUGAUGCAACAACCUAUUUGUCAACGACCAAAUAAUGUCAUUUUUUCACUCUGAUAACUUCAGAUUGACUCACUUGACUGCACAAUAGUGAAAUCUUAGUGAAAUCGUAUCUAUUAUCUUUGUAGCCCAUAUCGUAUCGUUGAUGACUGCGGAGGUGCAUUUGCCAUGGGCGCAAUAGGUGGGGGAAUUUUUUCCUUUGUCAAAGGAUGGAGAAAUUCACCCUCGGUAAGUUGAACUACCAACUUGAAAACUGUUUAAUUAAACUACAUUUAUCAAUUAAUUAAGGAGAAAAAUAUUUUAUAGCUUUCUGUUUUAAUUAUUUUAGGGUCACAGAUUGCUCGGCAGUAUUUCUGCCGUUAAAACAAGAGCACCAGUUCUGGGAGGUUUGUGUCAUUUACUAAUUUUGGAAAAUAUAGGGGGUGGUCGCUUGCCUUUGCAUACACACACAAAGACUCUUUAAGAUCAUGUACUUCUGUUUCAAGACUCUUAAAGAUUGUGUACUUUAUUUUAGGUAAUUUUGGUGUAUGGGGAGGUCUGUUCUCUACGUUUGAAUGCUGUUUGAUGGGCGUCAGACGCAAGGAAGAUCCGUGGAACUCGAUUGGCAGCGGUGCUCUGACGGGCGCAGUGUUAGCUGCGCGAGGAGGUCCCUCGGCAGCUGUGUCUGCCGCAGCAAUUGGCGCCGUACUGCUUGCGUUGAUUGAAGGCGUCGGAAUAGCAAUCACGAGAAUGACGGCAGAACAGUUUAAACCAGGUACGAUUACCAUUAGCAUUUCUCUAGCACAAAUUUAUGUGGAUAUUAUCAAAUGUGCUUUGUAUCAACUAUUAUACGCUUACCUAAUUACAUACUUAGCCUAGAUUAAUUUAUCUUUACAACAAUAGGCAAUUCCAGUUUUUAGUUUAUGCCUGCAGGGGAUGAUGGGAAGUAAGGUAUCAUAGUGCUGAUUAUGCUGAAAAAUUUCAAUAAAAACUACCGAAACAACCGAAAUAUUUCAAUAUUUACAAGUAUAAGCUAUCACUAUGUGUUUACACCAUUUUUACUUUUUCAGCAUAAUCAGCAAUGUGAUACCUUACUUCCCAUCGUCCCCUGCACACAUAAACUAAAAGCUGGAAUUGCCUAUUGUGAUAUUACUUUCUUAACUGUCUUUAUCCUAUAACCCACCCUGUCAACUUUCCCUGUGGGAGGAAACCGGGCCCGAGAAAACCCACAAGGCCCUUGGUUGGGAAAUUAGUAGUACAGGUCAGGAAAAUUACAUGAGCUUUUAAUUUUUUACCAUUUUUUAUGGUCAGUGGUUUAAUAUUUCUUGUUUUUGUUUGAUUGUAGUUAUGCCUCAACCGCCCGACCCAGCGCAACUCCCCCCUAUGCCCGUACCCCAGGGUUUACCCCCUCCUCCACCAUCAGAAUUUGACCACCAACCACAGUACCACUAAGAGAAGAACACCCCCUCGCCCGUGUAUCCCACGUCUCCUUCGAACGUAACUACACUUGGUAGCUUAUCUAACUGACUAUAAAAUCUCAGGUCGGAGCGAUAUAAUUAUAGAAAUCAAUAAGCUGCCUUGCUUCAUACAAACCACAGCAGCUUAUUGUAGAUUAACGAAAAACGACCAGUUGAUUACAGUAUUUACCUGUAAACGGUCAAUGUUCAAAUGUAUACCAAAAAAUGGUCAGUAUUGAAAUGUAUACUGUACACUACAAAAAAUGUUGACUCAAAAAUUUGAGUAAAAUUAUGCCAUAAAAUAAUUGCUCAAAUGUAUAAGUAAAUUUGCUUAGUAUGUUUUAGUGGUGUAGUUUUUUUGACACGAAACGUCAAUUUUCAUAUAUUGCAUUAUUUGACAGCCGAGGUUUGGCAUAUAUACUGUAGAGGAUUUACACAGCGGCGCGAAGAUAUGACUUUUAUCUUCGAAUGGUGAAAACAAUAUUGUUUUUAACACAAGAAGAUAAAAGUCAUAUCUUCAAGCCAACGUGUAAUGUUCUGUUUAUUAUAUAGUCCCAAGCAAAAAAUUGUAUAAAUACUAAAAGUCACGUGAUCGAUAUCUUCACUAGUGAAGAUAUGGAAAAUAUCUCAUUGUGUAUUUUUCAAUAUCUCACUCUCUACUAUAUUAUAAAUAGAAAAUAAUGGCCAAUAAUCAAUAUAAGCUGCAAUGGUUUGGGUCUGAUCUACUUGAAAAGGAGUGAUGAUGACUGAACCCUCUUUAAAAAAGGCGUUCGUUCUUGUGUUUUAACUUAAAUAUUUAAUUUGCACAUAGUUCAGACACAAACCACAACGAACUAUUUAUCUUACUGAGAAAGAAACUUUAACUCAAUUCCUAAAUUUCAAGGCACAAUAAAUAUAUUGUAUCAAACGCGUGAAGUGCAAAAAACAUCUUUCAAGUUCAUCUUUAUUCU
Paramuricea clavata is the source of this 3927-nucleotide messenger RNA. The record is from the annotation of a GenBank genome assembly. NCBI's taxonomy places the organism in Eukaryota, Metazoa, Cnidaria, Anthozoa, Malacalcyonacea, Plexauridae.